This is a messenger RNA of Chinchilla lanigera (long-tailed chinchilla), 2836 nucleotides long. RefSeq names its product vegetative cell wall protein gp1-like. The record is from RefSeq and is a predicted model, not a curated record. The transcript is spliced from 4 exons. The coding region runs from base 1116 to 1946 and encodes 276 amino acids. NCBI's taxonomy places the organism in Eukaryota, Metazoa, Chordata, Mammalia, Rodentia, Chinchillidae.
UCAGAACAUUGACUUGAAACAUUGCUUAUGUCAAAUUCAUCUUUUUUGUGUUAUCUCUUUGCCGUGGAAAUCCUUACAUCACAUUUAGAUCCCUAAGACAAGUGAAGCAGAGGUAAGUACUCUUUGCUCUGUAAACAUGGCCCGGAUUUUCACAUUGCUGCUUUGCAGUGUUGGUUCACAGAGGCUGUAGCAUGUGCUUCAGGGACUGCUGGAGGGAAUUACCUGGCUAUUGGGCGCAGUCCUCACCUUGUGAACUUGAGGACUGGGCUUCACGUACCUUGUUUGUGAAAUGAGGAGAGAAUGCUGUGAAAUGUUGUAACAUUAACUUUCUUAGUCUUUAGUCACAGGAUAAUUAAACUUCUAGUGAAUUUUCUUUUGCUUCUAGUGAUUUCUAAAGAUAAUGAAAAAUUAAUCUCUUCAGGCCACAAAAAUAUACAAAUUUACCCAACUAGAACAGCUUAUAAAUGUAGGAAAAUCCAAAAUGAUCAACAACCUGAAUAUUUUGGGGACUCAUUGUUAUAAAGCAAAUUUCAAGCACUAUAAAGUUAAUGUUUGCACAGUUGAUGUAUUUGUACCUUACGAGGUCACUCCCAAAACUGAUGUGGUUCAUCUGUUUUGCAGCUGAAGUUCACACUGUUCCUAUUUGUGCUUGGCCAGUCAUUUUUCUCCUGAACAGUACAAUACACAAGUACACCCUGGCCAUGGCUUCUUCCUUCAGCCGCAUAGCAUGGCUCCUACGUCAUCUCUUUUACUCCAGCACGAGCCUGCACACGCCUUGGCUCCUGAGCUCCGUGACUUCUCCGUGCCGAGAAUUCUUUUAUUCACUGGCUCUUGGUAAAUGAUAACAGCUCACAUGAAACAAGAGGCAACAAGAAGAACUGCAGUCCUGGACAAUCUCUAAUCCAGUCCACUGGCAUUGAAAUACAGACCAGUCUCCCCAUUAUACAGGCAGAAGUCCUCUCCUCCUCCCAUUUGCUCGGUGCUGUCUUUGCCCAAGCGUCCCUUUCCAGUCUCCCGUUGGUCUCCUUCCGGUCUGCACUCCUGCCUCCUCGCUCACUGACUGCCUUCCUCUCAGGCUGCCGUGAUCGCGGUGACGGCCACUCUUCCGUCUAGGGAUGGUUCUUCAGGUCUCUUCAGCCGAUCAACAGCAUUUCACUGCUGAGCAUCCUCUCCUGGGAAUGGAAUUUUCUGAGGCUUCCAAAGUACCCUUCCCAGGGCUCCCCCUGCACCCUCAGUCUCAGCUUGCUCUGCCCUCGCUUGGCAAAGGCUGUCCAGGCGCACCUCUCGCUCGCUCCUCACCGCUUCAGCCGCGCUCUGACCCUGCGUGGACCCUCCCGCGUGGCCGCCGGCCUGGCCUCUCCUCCCGCUGCACGGGCGGACUGGCGGCGCCGCAGACUCAAGAUGCGGCUCUGACUACAGCCUCCUGCUCCCUUGCGGCCAGCCCGGUCCUGUCCAGCGCGUCCCUCUCAGGAGUCGGCAGCGUCUCAGGCCGGGACCUCGCACGCUCCCCUCCCUUCCCUCUCCCCACUCCUCCUCGAUUCAGUGGUAUCGGUUUUCAUCCCCCGCUGAGACCCCUCUUCCAUGCCUCUUCCAGCCUUUCCACCUCUUUUCCCGAGCCCUUUAGUAAACCUAACCAGCCUCCUCCACCCAGACUCCUUCGCGUCUGUCCGCCACCUGUAAGCAAGAAGCUUAACGUCCUUCAGGGUUCCCAAACCCUUAUUGCGUGUCAAGGCCCUGUGUCUCCUUGCCCCGGGGGUCCCCGGCCCCGCUCGGGCCUCGUCUGCUUUCCUUUUCCGCCAGGUUCUGCUCCUCCCUCGGGUGCUUCAGUGACCCAAACCGGCUCGCCUUCUGGCCUGGACAAACACUGUUUCUUGUUCUCAGUGUUCUCCUCUUACUCACUUCAGCUCAAAACCCCCAGCGGAGUGUCUCUGAUCCUCAGACAUUAAUUGCGUUCCACAUAUUUAUACUCAGCUUAUAUCCCGAGCUCUUCUUUCACUGCACUUUUUGCAACUGAAAUGAGAUUAUUAGGCAAAUAUUUGUUUAGUGUUAGUCUCCCCUUUCCAAGCUAAAAGAACCCUGACAUAGGGAUUCUUGCCUCUCUUACUGUUGCAGCUCUAGUGCCUAAAUAUUUUAUAAGUAUUCAAUAUAUAUUAAAUAUUUAAAAUAUUUACUAUAAUAUAUAUAAUAUAUAUUUAUAUAUUAGGUGCUCAAUAAACUUAUUGAAAGAACAAAUGGGCCUUAAUUCAAAUCCCAGCUGGAACUUUUUACUAUGUGACUUUAUUUAUUUCUGUAUUUCUUUGAGACAGGAUCUUGCUGUAUAUUCUAGUCUCGCCUUAAUCUCAGGCUGGCCUACAACCAGCAGCAAUCCUUCAGCCUGUCUCCGGAGCGCUGAAUGCUAGGAUUACAGGUAUGCGCCACCACGCCAGACCUUACAAUAUAUAUGGUUUGUGUCUAGAUGUCCCCAAAGCCUCAUGCAAUCAUAGGAGGAGUUUUUCAGAGGUAGUUGGAUCUGAAGUGUGUGAUGCUGGGAUCAAGGGUGUGUGAUUACUAAAUUAGUCCACUGAAUGGUUUGAUAUAGUUUUGGGCAGGAUUAAGGGUGCGAGUGCUACCCGGCCUAAGGGCCAGUAGCCUGGAUAAAAGUAUAAGGGACAGAAAGAGCUACAAUUCUUUCUCCUCUUGCCUCAGCCUCCUGCGUGCUGGGAUUGCCGGCCACCACACCCAGCCCAUUGUCUCUUGUCACUUGCUCACUACUUGCCAUCUGUCUGCCCUGCUUUGCCAUGAACUGUUUCUUCUCUGCAGUGCCCCUCUGCCCUGCCACCCUGCCUUGGAGCAGAUG